CCCGCCGGCCGCCCGGCUCCCGCCGCCGCGCCUGCUGCAUGCUCGGUGCCGCCUCAGCCCCAGCCGGAGGUGGUGGAAGAUGGCGGAGCCGGGGCCGGAUUGCAGCUCUCUGCUCGAUGAGGAUCUUUCCUCCUUCGUCUUCAGUUACCUCGCUGACAGCCAGUACGAGGUGUCUGGCGAGGAGCAUCUCUACUCUGACUUCCCCGAGAUCGAUCUGUCUCAGCUGGAUGCCAGCGACUUCGACUCGGCCAGCUGCUUCAGCGAGCUGCAGUGGUGCGGGGAGCACUCGGAGACAGACUCCAGCCAGUACAGCACCGAUGACUCCGAGCUCUUCCAGAUAAUAGACAGCGAGAACGAAGCGCUGCUGGCAGCCCUCACGGAGACAUUGGAUGAUAUACAGGGAGAUGACAUGGGCCUGGCUGCCUUCCGAACUAUGGAAGAGGGGGACACGCUCAACCAUGCCUACACCUCACCUGCCCCCUCCCCCAAACCCACCGCCCCGGUCAUGGGGGGGCCGCCCCCGGCCCCCGAGUUUGAUGAGCUGUCUCUACUGAAGAAGUUGCUCCUCUCUCCAUCGCACAUGCCUCCGAGCUGUGAGGCUCAGCGGGACGGGAGUGCCCGGCGCCCGGGGACCCCAAAAUCCCGACCAGCACGGCCCUGCACGAAGGUGGAGGGUUCCCGGGACAGGAGGGCGAGUGUCCCGCAGGCACAGAGCCGCAGCUGCACCGAACUGCACCGGCACCUCACCUCCACCACCCCCUGCUCCCAGACCAAAGCCCCCCAGACACCUGAGGAGUGCCCCAGCGGUGGCCACCACCCGUCCCCGGGCGACUGCGCCCAUCACGAGGACGACAGCGACUCCAGCGAGGACUCGCUGAGCUCCGGCGACUCGGUGACGCCCCUCUCCUCAGCAGAGGACGGCUCCGGCAGCCAGUUCUCCUGCGAGGGGGAGAUGCACUCCGUGGUGGAGCUCAUCCGCUACAUGCACACCUACUGCCUGCCGCCGCGGAAGCUGCCCGCCCGCGACGCCGCCGACGCCAAGCCCCAGCCCUGCAGCAGCCCCUUCAAGAGAGCCAAACCGGACUGUCCCGCCCAGCCGGGCCCCGCUGGCAGCGCCCAGAGCCGGCCAGGCUGUGCCUGGCAGGCAGCCGGGGGCUGCAAGAAGCCCGGAGCAUCCUUCUCCAUCCUGAAGGAGCUGCUGGCGCGGGACCUGCUGUGUGACGUGAGCAAGCCAUACCGCCUGGGCAAGCCCGUGUACGCUGCCCUGGCACGGCCGCCCGGCUCCUGCUCCCCUGUGCCGCCCACCCGGGAUGGGGAGGAUGCCAGUGGGACUUGCACCUCCAGAGUGAAAACGGCACCGGAGAAGGGUGAGCCACGGCAGAGCCCUGGGGCUGAGGCAGAGGCACCGCGGGAGCUGUUUGGCCACGAGGACGAUGGUGGGAAGCAAGAGGGCACCCCAGGCACAGCCGUGGGGAAGGUGGCCCGCAAGCAGGAUAACACUGUUUACGCCGUCCGCCGGUCCAAGAGACUCAACCCCGAGCUCGGGCACUGGCUCUCCUUCCUUGAUGAGCCACCCCCCGAGCCCUCCGUGCCCCUGGCCUGCAGAGAGUCUGCACCAUGCCCGGUGCUGGAGGGCUUCUCUGCUGAAGAGCCUGCGGCUGAAGUGGAGGUGGGGGGCACAGCACCAUCGGUGGAGCCCCAGCCCCUCUCCCUGGGUUCCCCAGUGGAUGCUGAGGUGGGAAUCGGGGCUGAGAGCCGGCGCUGUGCCCUCCUGGAGCAAACAGAAACACCCAGGUGUCUCACGCUGUCCUUGGCACAAACUGACCCAGCCUUUGGGAAGAGAAACUUUGAGCCAAUGCUGACCGUGGAGCUGUGUGGGACAGCAGGUCUCACACCACCCACCACUCCGCCAUACAAGCCUGCUGAGGAGGACCUGUACAAGCCAGACAUCCCUCAGGAGCCAGGGAAGGAGGAAGGGAUGGCCCCCAGCCCUGGGGGUGCAGGGGACGUGGCAGCCUCCCAGAAAGCCCCCAGGAAGCACCCUGAGAGGACGGAGCUCUUCGCCCACCUGAGCCGAGCUGCCGCCGCACGCCCCACGCUCCCCGAGCAGCAGGGCCUGCUCAAGAGGCCCUUCUCCCGCUCCUUUGGGGACCACGACUACUGCCAGGUGCUCAAACCCGAGGCUGCCCUGCAGAGGAAGGUGCUCAAGUCGUGGGAGCCCACGAGCCAAGUGGAGACAGAGCACAAGAGGAGGGUCCCGGCUGCCCACUACCAGGGACUGGACCUCGGCAAGGAGGCAGGCGGCGAGAUGCUGUGGAAGGAAGGCAUCAAGCAGCUGAGAGACCAGGAGAUCAGAGCCAGCUUAACAAAGCACUUUGGCUUCCUGGACAGUGCUCUCGAUGACGAGGACAUGGCUUUCUGCAAGACCCCUGAGUACGACACCGUCUUUGAAGACAGCUGCAGUGAGAGCGGCUCCCCUGUGGAGGAGGAGGAGGAUGAGGAGGAAGAGGAGGAGGAGGAGGAGGAGGAGGAGGAGGAGCAUGGCAACAACAAGCUGUGCCUGAGGAGAAACCCCCUUUCCAGGACCAGUUUGCAUUACUGCUCUCGGAGCAGGUCCAGCUCGGGGUCUUCGUGCUGCCGGUCGCGAUCACCUGCCAGCAGACGCACCUUUAGGUGUGAGAACGGCGAGCAGUGUCAGGGCGGGAGCAGGCACCGGGGCCAGCUGGAGAAGAGACGGGAAAAGGCCAUCGGGGAAGGCCGGGUUGUGUACAUCAGAAACCUCUCCAGCAGCAUGAGCUCCAGCGAACUGAAGAAACGCUUCGAGGUGUUUGGUGAAAUCGUGGAGUGUCAGGUCCUGUCCAGGACUAACAGGGGGGAUAAAUACGGCUUUAUCACCUACCGGUAUUCAGAGCAUGCCGCCUUAUCUCUGAAGAACGGCCCCUCGCUAAGGAAGAGGAAUGAGCCUUCCUUCCAGCUCAGCUCUGGUGGCCUUGGGCGCUUCUUCUGGACCAGAUAUGCUGACUUGGAUUGCGGCACGGAGGAAUCCUCCCCAGCUCCCGUGAAAAGCAAGUACGAGACCAUGGAUUUCGAUAGCUUGCUGCAGGAGGCCCAGCUAAGCCUGCAUCGGUAACAGCCUUAACCUUGGAGGAAUACCUCAAUACCUCAGUCAAGGCACUUCCAAUAUGUUUACGUUUUCAAAGAAAUUAUUCAGUCUAUGGAAAGCGAGAGAGAGAGCGAGAGCACGCACGCGCGAGAGAGAGACUGCUGUCCCUUCUGAUCGAUGUUUACAUUGAACAAAGCUGCUUCUGUCUGUGAGUCCCCAUGGUGUUGAUGUCUCACUGCCACACGUUAGUCCCUCCGCUUCUGACUGGUUGUUUUAGGGUGAGCCUAGGAGCCCCCCGGCCCCUCUCCCCCUCCCGGCCCUCCCCGUGCUCCCGCCGUGGAGUUGCAGCUGUGUUCACCAUAACAUUUUUUUGUCUGUAGUGUGUGAUGAUGAAAUUGUUAAUUGUGAAUAGAAUCAGGAUUAUAAACUAAUUUUUAAUAGAAGAAGAGAAAAAAAAAAGUAUAUACUUAAAAAAAUGUAUUUAUGGCUCAGAUGUACUGUAAUUCAGAUUUAUUGUACCGCUUCCUUGAUUUUUAACUAUGCACUGUAAUGAGGCACUUGCCACUCAGCAAAUGGGGGGUCAGAGCAGAGUCCCAGAGCCGACAUUCACCUGCCUCCCCCGCUGACAAACCAGGGUGCUCGGUGGUCGUGCUGGGGUCACCCACUUUGCUGUCAAAGCCAUUCUUCUUGCUCAUGUGGCCCGAGCCCCCCAGCAGCACCCAAAUGCUGAGCUGGGUCCUGAUGCUUGAUUGAGCCAGGGCCAGACAGCUUUGCACGUGGGAAGGAGAGGGGUGGAAGAAAGAUGCACUACUUGCAGCCAGCACUGCUCCAGCCCUCCGCUGCCUUUGGAGCCAGGAGGGAGGGGUCGGGGGGUUGGAGCCAGCCAGGCUUGAAUCCAGCGGGUCCUGCUGGCACAGCCUGGGGGAUGGGUAUCUCUGGGUCAGUAUGAGGGAUGCGGCUUCUCUCCAGCCCCUCGGAUGGCUGGGAGACCAGCCAGGCCAAAUGGUUUGCUCUGCACUCACUUCCAGCCCCUGCAAACAAGCAGGGUGAGAAGACCCGCCUGUGAUCCCCGCUGGGCAGCCAGGUCAAAUUCCAGAGAGGUGGGAGGGGGCACAGCACCCAUGCCGAGUGUCUGCCCACCCAGCACCCCCCCGCCCUCCACCCACUGCUUGAUAAGCCAUACACUUCCCAGCACCCACUCGGCACCCAGGAUCCGUCCCCGUGCCCACCAGUGCCCCCCAGCACGUUUGCCUGCUCUGCCUCUGGCCAGGGGCCCUCAGAACUGGAUUUAAGGAAUGCUCAAGCAUGAGAUUUGCCUGCGGACUUGCCCUCCAUCUCUGGGUGAGUUGGGAUGGGGAGAGAGCCCACUUCUAGCUGGAGCAAACCCCACCAUCAGCUGGCCAGAGGCACUGUUUCCUGAGGGAGUGGGAAUCUCUCUGCUCCUCAAGCCAUUUCCAUUGUCUCCUUUUAUUUUUCCUCCCCAGAGACCACUAGGGAUUCAGCCAUCCUAUGUAGAUAGAAUAUUAUAGCCUUAACUCUGCCAAUAGAUAGAUUAGAGUCUCCUGGGGUCUCCCCUCGACAUGACUUAGGGGUUUUAUUCUCAUUUCCUGGCGUGGGUAUGUUUCGUCUUGCAGGGAGAAUGACCAAAACCUUUGAAACUGCACAAGGUUUGAUGCCAAAAGCCUGAGCCCUGCUGGGAUGGCCCCUGGCUCUGGGGCUGUGAGUGCAGCUGGUCUCUGGUGGGAGCAGGAAUGCCGGCAGCGCUGACACCAGCACAGUUCCCUGGCUAUUUCUUUCGGGAAAGCCGUGGUUCUGACAACAACCAGCCCGGCAGUGCGAGGGCCCAGAGGCCACCGCAGGGUCCCCAGUCAGCCACCAGUGACGAUCACUGCCAGGGAACAGUCCUUGUGCCAUUUCAGCCUCACAGUAAGGUUUGGUGUCUCUCCUGCCACAACCCCCCCCACUUCUCAUCACACCUUAGUGAACACGAGCAGCUCUGGCCGAGACUGAGCAUCUGCUAUUGGCAAUUGCCUCAUUGUAGCUUUGCCUUUUUCUGUCCUAGUAUUUCCUCACGAUGAUGAUGUUUACAUGUGAUUGCUAUAGAGCUUACGUAGAAUGUAUAUAGCGACACAUUUAGGGUGGGUAGUACUGUCCUGUGCUGUGCUGAUGUUUUUCAGAAAACGAUCAAUCCAAAAAAAAAAAACCCAACAAAAAAACAAAAACAAAAACAAAAUAGCUAAGUAAGUGGAAUUCUUCCAUCUCCCACUCAGCCAGGGGCACCCAUGGCUGGGCCCCACUGGGGAUGCAUCAAGUGUGGUGGAGGGGAAGGGUUAGUGCAGAGUUGGGGGGGGGCUCCAGCCCACUCCUGGAGGAUCACUCAGUCGCUUCCCAAGCACUGGUUUUGGUGUAUCCAGAUAAAAAAUUUCACAUUGUUUUCCUGCAGCUGGGCACCCCAGGUUGGCCCACAGCCCCUGCCUGUGCCCAGCUGCUGGAUCCUGAGAGCAGUGCCUGGGAAGGGGAGGGCUGGUCCUGCACAGAGCUGAUCAGUACUGCAGUCGUAGGGUAGGAAGAGAUGCAAUAAGUGGUCUUCGAGGUGCCUGAAGCCUAUAAGUGGGGUUGGGUUUUCUUUUCUUUGGGUUUUUACUUUUUUUUUUUCCCCCAUUAAAUUGGGAUGGUUUGUUUUCCCUCCUCCCCAAGAAAUUUUUUCCAGAUCUUAUGCACUAUGCUUAGAGCCUCAUGGGCUGUGUGCUGCAUGUCCUGGGGACGUGUGCUGCCUGCCCCAGUGGCUUCCUCCAAAUUUUAGGAUUGGGUGAGAGUGGAGAGAGCAGCUCUUCUGGGUUUAGAGUCCCUCAUGCAGGGUUUGUGGUAAAAAACAAGUUUCCACUUCAUUUUUUUUUUUCUGGGGGGAGGGUUCUUUUUACUAUAAAGGUGUCUUUAACUCACAGUGCUCGAGUCUGCACAGGGGCAGGAAGGUGGGCUCGGGCACAGGGGCAGGUGUGAGCUCCCUCCCUUAGCAGCCUGUGACUGUUUUAGAUGCUGACAGGGAAGUGGGGCAGGAGCAAAGCAAUGCCUGGGCACUGUGUGGGGGGAGGCAGACAGUGCUACCAGGAAAGCCAGGAGCUGCCAGGGAGUGGGGAUCCCCCUUGCUCCAAACAUUGCCUUUAUGUCCCACCCAGCCUGUGGCAUCAAUUUGGGUGCCCUGGGGCGGGUGCAGCUCAGAGCUGGGCACUCCAAAAAGGGAACCCUCACACCCCAGCUCCCUGCGAGGGGGCCGUGGGACAGGUGGGAAUGCAGCUUCAGAGAGAAACUGGGAGCAAAAGGGUUUACUUCGGUAGGCAAUAAGUCAGGAGGAGAUUUAUUUUUUUAAAAAUAUGUAAUUAUAGAAUGUCCCCCAGUCACUUCCUGUGGGUGCUGUGGGGAAAUGCUGAAUGUGACGAGUUUCAUGAUGAAAUGCCCCUUUGCUUGUUUUGCACAGGUUUGCCCCAGAAAAGCUCGUUGUUCAGGGUGGAAUGCUGGGUUCCUGGCUGGAAUCCAGUGGGUCCCUGAGGCUCCGCAGGAAGGAGCAAAUGUUUCUGAGUGUGUGGGCUGAAUGCAGAGGACAAUCCCAGGUUUUAGGUUCAGUGCUGCCCCAAAGAAAAUGUUUCUCCCGAUUCCUCAGCGCAGCUGGCUGGGCUGCACAUCUUGAAUGAAGCAGCAGCUCAGUCACCACGUUACAGUCCUGUCUGAUUUCAGCUCUGGUCCAUGCAAAGGAGUAUUGCAAUUGCAGAUCAACACGGUUUUAUCCUUUCUUUUUGUUUUCUUUUCCCUCUUCCUGGAGGUAUGCUGAAUCCUAAGAUACAUCAGUGUUCGAAGCUGAACCUGACACCCUUUCUGUUCUAAGCAUCGUAGUCCAUCCCCGACAAUCUCAAGCAAUAUAGAGCCAAACGCAGCCUUGGGGUUUCAUUCCUCUUCCCUCACCCUCCCUGGGGUCAGGGGCAGCAGCAGCAGCUUGGCUGCAACACAGAGUCGGGGAGGGAGAGUGUAUGCAUGCGAGAAACAGAACAGUUAAAUUGAUGCAUUUCUUGAGAAAGGUGUAAGAAUUUCACCUAAAAAGGGGCACAUCUGCUUUGUUAUUUAU
Myiozetetes cayanensis is the source of this 7220-nucleotide messenger RNA. It is a transcript of the gene PPARGC1B, whose product is annotated as PPARG coactivator 1 beta. Gene Ontology annotation, molecular function: transcription factor binding; RNA binding. Gene Ontology annotation, biological process: positive regulation of transcription by RNA polymerase II. The record is from RefSeq and is a predicted model, not a curated record. Gene Ontology annotation, cellular component: nucleus. NCBI's taxonomy places the organism in Eukaryota, Metazoa, Chordata, Aves, Passeriformes, Tyrannidae. The coding region runs from base 80 to 3130 and encodes 1016 amino acids. The transcript is spliced from 12 exons.